UAUAAACAUACCCGCCUUUUUAGUCUUCUUUACCCAUGUGACUCACCGCCUCUCUUUCUCUCUCUCUCUUCCUCUCCUUCUUUCCCAGUGUUGGAGGAGCUAGAUAAAUCUCCAUUAUUAUUAUUUUUUUCAUUCCUCUCAUGUGACCCAUAUUGAUUUUAUAUGUAAAACGAGGGAUAGUGCCAUACCUUCUCUGUCUCAUUCUUGUAUUUUAUUGAUUCGAUUCAGUUUUCGGCUCCGCAGAUGUUGGUUUUUUGGGGAGUGACAAUCCGAAUCUUGGAAAUGGACUGAAGCUUCAUUUACAGUGUCGGCAGUGUGAGAUAUCGGAGACACAGAGAGAGCCGCCAAUGAAGAUCGUGCUCUUCUUUGUGGAGUCCAUUUUCUUGUGUUUACCUCUUUUUGGUUCUUUUAACUCGGUUGUGGCAGUGACUCAAGAUGGGCCUACCAAAGAUCCUCUCUCCAUGAUCCUAGGAAAGCAGAAUUUUGGAUCGUGGAAAGAUGGCAUCUCAGUUGCAGAACUAGCACCGGGACCUUCAAAUAAUGGGGAAGGCACGCUAGUGUUGGCGGCAAACCGGACUAAAGCCCGACAUUCUCCAGGUUUCACGCAUUACCAUGGUGGCUGGAAUAUUACUAACCGCCAUUACUGGGCUUCUGUUGGAUUUACAGGUGCAGCUGCUUUCAUUCUGGCUAUCUUUUGGUUUGUUUCUUUUGGUUUGGUUCUCGUUGUACAUCAUUGCUGUGGUUGGACAAUCAACAUUAAAGGGAAAGGAUCAAACCAUUCGCAAAGAAUCUGUCUCAUAAUACUUAUAGUGUUCACUUGCAUCGCAGCGACUGGAUGUGUGCUUCUUUCUGUUGGGCAGAAUGAAUUUCAUGGUGAAGCUUUGGGUACCCUGAGAUAUGUUGUAAACCAGUCAGAUUACACCGUCGAUAUCCUGAGAAAUGUGACCGAAUAUCUGUCCCUUGCAAAAAGUAUCAAUGUUGCCCAGGUUUUCAUUCCUUCGGAUGUUAUGACUGAAAUCGACAAGUUGAAUAUAGAUCUGAAUGAUGCAGCAGAUACACUUGCUGAGAAAACAAAUAAAAAUUCUGAAAAAAUAAGAAAAGUCUUCAACAGUGUGCGGUCAGCGUUGAUCACUGUGGCUGCUGUGAUGCUUCUCUUGUCUGUUCUUGGUCUUUUAUUGUCUAUCUUUGGCUACAAACAUGCAGUUCAUAUAUUUGUAUUGAGUGGAUGGUUACUAGUGACAAUUACAUUCAUUCUUUGUGGAGUUUUUGUGAUCCUUAACAGUGCAAUUUCCGACACCUGUAUGGCCAUGGGAGAAUGGGUGAAUCAUCCUCAUGCAGAGACUGCUCUUAGCAGCAUUCUUCCAUGUGUAGACCAAAAAACAACAAAUCAGACUCUCAUGAAGAGUAAAGAAGUCAUCAAUGAUAUCGUAAAUGUUGUAAAUACGUUUAUAUAUUCAUAUGCCAACUCAAAUCCAUCCCCGGGAGAAUCCCAUUAUUACAAUCAGUCUGGACCUCCAAUGCCUCCUCUGUGUUACCCAUUUGGCCCAAACCUAGAAGAUCGCCAGUGUGGACCUCAAGAAGUUUCCAUGGCAAACGCAUCUUUGGUUUGGGAGAAUUACACAUGUAUGGUGUCAGCAUAUGGUCUUUGCACUACUGUAGGGAGGGUAACCCCGGAUAUCUAUACACAGUUGGUAGCAGCAGUGAACGAGAGCUAUGCUCUCGAGCAUUAUGCACCGCCUUUACUAAGCCUCCAGGAUUGCAAUUUUGUGAGGGACACAUUCCAAAACAUUACAUCAAAUUACUGUCCGCCACUGGAGCAUUAUUUGAAGACAGUUAAUGCAGGAUUAGGCCUGAUAUCUGUUGGAGUAUUGCUGUGUCUGCUUCUAUGGAUACUGUAUGCAAACCGCCCCCAAAGGGAGGAAGUGUUUGUGAAACUACCCUUGUCCAUAAAACGCAGCUGUGGUCUCAAGCACAGUCCUAAAGGUAACAGGGACAAGGAUGUCAUAUUGUCCAAUUCAUCAAAUGGAGUAUAGAUCAUAUACGAAAAAGAAAAAACAACUUACUACCUUAGGCUUUUAUAGUUCUAAGUUUGCUAUGCCUUAUAUACCUUAUACUGUAGGAAAUCGAAGUUGAGCGAAGCUCGAGCUUUUGAUUGAUGCCUGUAGCUGAUGUCUUAGUAUUUUGUAAAAACUAGUAUAGUGAAAAAAUGAAAA
Carica papaya (papaya) is the source of this 2213-nucleotide messenger RNA. RefSeq lists its product as uncharacterized. Lineage: Eukaryota; Viridiplantae; Streptophyta; Magnoliopsida; Brassicales; Caricaceae. Gene Ontology annotation, cellular component: membrane. The record is from RefSeq and is a predicted model, not a curated record.